Molecule: messenger RNA, 1356 nt
Organism: Amaranthus tricolor (Joseph's coat)
Lineage: Eukaryota; Viridiplantae; Streptophyta; Magnoliopsida; Caryophyllales; Amaranthaceae
Exons: 6
Coding region: 255-1034 (259 amino acids)
Biological process (GO): transcription by RNA polymerase II; transcription initiation at RNA polymerase II promoter
Cellular component (GO): transcription factor TFIIF complex
Source: RefSeq, a predicted model, not a curated record
CUUCAUCCAAACAAACAUGAGCAAAUUACCGUCAACUUAAAAUCCAAUCCAAGCACUUGCAAACAAAUCAGUUCAACACUUUGUUCUGAUUCUAGUCUCAUAAACUUCAAACUGUCGAAGAUCAGGAGAGAAUAAGCAACUAGAGGAAACACAAAUCAACUACAAAACCCAGUUAACAAUUCGCUACAAACAACAUCAAGCAACAAAACUCCAUUCUUAUAGUUGCAAGGAAAGUUUGAUUACACCAAAAAAGCAUGGAGGAAGAAAAUAAUGAUAUAAACAAUGGAAUAGUUGAUACAGGGAAGGCUGACAGAUCGGUGUGGUUGAUGAAAUGCCCACUUGUUAUAUCAAAGUCGUGGCAAGCACGCGCUUCUGCUUCUUCUUCUUCUGACUCGCAACCUGUUGCCAAAGUUGUUCUUUCUCUUGAUCCUCUUCGUCCCGAUGAUUCCUCUGCUGUUGAGUUUACUAUGGAGAUGAAUGGCCCCGAGAUGGGUCCAAAGAGUUACUCGCUAAACAUGUUCAAGGACUUUGUUCCCAUGUGUAUUUUCUCAGAGAAUCAAGGCAAAGUAUCAGUAGAAGGUAAAGUUGAGCAUAAAUUUGACAUGAAGCCCCAUAAUGAGAAUUUCGAGGAGUAUGGAAGAUUGUGUCGUGAAAGGACAAAUAAAUCCAUGAUUAAGAACAGACAGAUUCAGGUGAUUGAUAAUGAUCGUGGUGUGCACAUGCGGCCUAUGCCGGGAUUGGUAGGACUUGGUGCUAAUGCUAAGGAUAAGAAGAAGACAGCACCUGUUAAGCCAGUAGAGAUGAAGAGAACCAGAAGGGACCGUGGAGAGUUGGAGGACAUUAUGUUUAAGUUAUUCGAAAAGAAACCUAACUGGGCAUUGAAGCAAUUGGUCCAAGAGACGGAUCAACCUGCUCAAUUCUUGAAGGAAAUACUGAAUGAGCUGUGCGUAUACAACAAAAGAGGAACAAAUCAAGGUACUUACGAGCUUAAGCCUGAAUACAAGAAGGCAGUGGAUAAUAAUGGAGGCGAAUAAGUUAACCUUCUUUUGCUGUGACAUUUUUGUAUCAUCUUCAUGGAGCUCACUGCCUCACACUCGCAGCAGAAAUUUCCCGAGCAAUGCUUCUACUUCAAGGCAAUGGAAUUGCAUUGAACUGUAUCGCGGUAUUGGAUUCUAACAGUCCACACCAUAGAUUUCGUAGAUGAAUAGUUGUGUUAUGCACUUACAUAAGAAGCUUAUACUUAUCUCUUGUGAUCAUAAUGCUUGUAUGUAUAUGUGACCUUUCUAUUGCACUCUUACGCUCUUGGCCUGACCCUUUUCCGUCAGUGAAUUAUAUUUAAGCUUUAAAAUUACUUCA